Hibiscus syriacus is the source of this 1063-nucleotide messenger RNA. Its product is annotated as E3 ubiquitin-protein ligase CSU1-like. Lineage: Eukaryota; Viridiplantae; Streptophyta; Magnoliopsida; Malvales; Malvaceae. The record is from RefSeq and is a predicted model, not a curated record. Bases 89 to 1063 code for a protein of 324 amino acids. The transcript has 2 exons.
GUGAAACUUUGAAAGCCCUGGAAAAUAAAGUUUUUCAUCAGAGUUGCUUUUUAUACAUCCCGCCAAACUGCCCCGAAAUUCUAGGCAGAUGCCGCCGGUUGAUAAUAGUUUAGCUGGUUUAACUCUUGACGACGUUUUGGGAAAAGCUAAACAAGCUCAACCGCCGGCAGCUCAAAACAAAGCUAAAUUAUCUCAACCUCCGGUAGCUCAGAACAAAGCUAAAUUAUCUCAACCUCCGGUAGCUCAGAACAAAGCUAAACAAGCUCAACUGCCGGCAUCUCAGAACAAAACUAAACAAUCUGAACCACCGCCGGCUCAGAAUCUUGUACUUGCGGAUACUGUACCAGAUGAUACAUCUACCAAGGACAAGAAGAGUUGGAAGUUAAUUCGGGAGAAGCUCCGGCUUAAGAAAGCCGUUGGUUCGUCUUGGACCUCUUCGAUUCCUAUUCCGGCAUCCGAUAUUAACGUUCAAAGAUCCCAAAAACGUGCCCCGGAUGGGAAGUCCCGGCCACUAUUGGCUCGGAGGACUUCCGUACGGUUUGAUAACAAUGAUUCGGAUUCCAGCACGCCGAGUAACGGUCCACCGUCGAGAAGCUUUAAGUCAUACGACGAUGAAGAAGGCAUCGACUCUUUUAGGGGAGCGCCUUUGGGUAAGGAGAGAUCAUUGUCCGCCAGAGAAGCAGUUGCUUCACAGGAAGCGACGGAAGCGGCGGCGGCAGCUGCAGCCGAAAAAGAAGAGGCGGAAAAUAACGGUACGGCCGAGGGCGAGGAAACUGUUAAGAUGUCGUUGAUGGAUUUAUUGGGUGAGUCGGGAUCGAGUUACAUAAAUGAAGACGAGGAGUACUGUGAAGAAGAAGAGGAAGAGGAAGAGGAAAAGGAAGAAACCGUGCAAUCAAAGGGAAUGGAAUUCACGUGUUGCGUUUGCAAGGUCAAUAUUACGAGCUCGGCGUACAUGCCUUGUACGCAUACGUUUUGCCGCCUUUGCUCCAAGGAGUUCUCGGUUCAGCGAGGGAGCUGCCCACUUUGCAAUGCCUUCGUCUUGGAAAUUCUUGAGAUUUUCUAA